Molecule: messenger RNA, 1932 nt
Organism: Anopheles nili
Lineage: Eukaryota; Metazoa; Arthropoda; Insecta; Diptera; Culicidae
Gene: HGTX
Product: homeobox protein Hmx
Exons: 7
Coding region: 1-1932 (643 amino acids)
Biological process (GO): regulation of transcription by RNA polymerase II; cell differentiation
Cellular component (GO): nucleus
Molecular function (GO): DNA-binding transcription factor activity, RNA polymerase II-specific; RNA polymerase II cis-regulatory region sequence-specific DNA binding
Source: RefSeq, a predicted model, not a curated record
AUGGGAUUCGGUUCGGGAUUCGGUGGCGCUGAAGUUGACCAGCGCCUACCACGUUUCGAGGACACGGAGUCGUACGGUUCCGACGACCCGGUGCGCACCGGGUACCAAGCGCUGACCCUGGCGGCCUUCCGAUCUCCCGGGUUGCUCGGAACGCAUGGCUUUGGCUUUGGCGGCAACUUCGGCUUCCGUGAUCCUUCGGCCACGUCACCAACGGCGGCGUCCUCGUUUGACGGGCCUCCUGCCCAUCUUGCGGCCGGUUCGUUGCUGAAUCUCUCCCAGCACGCCACAUCCGCCGGUGGUCACUUCCGGUCGCAUCACCACCAGCUCCAUCCGCAGCACGGUGACACCGGCGGUAGUCCGGUGAAUCUGUUUCUCGGUACCGGAGGAGGUCCAUCUUCGAGAGAUAACUCCCACGACCAGCCUGCUCCUCCGGACAGUCCGUACGGGCGACCGUAUCAUCCUGCGACGGACGGUGCCACAGGACUUCCGGCGCAUCUUUCUGAGCAUUUGGCUGGCCUCGGAGCGGCUUACGGAACGGAUUCGGAUCGGGCAGAUCAGGACGACGAGAUCCACGUUCUUCCGGGGAGUCCUCGUGGCCACAGUCCCGUGAGUGGGCGGCUUAACGGCAGUGGGUACACCUCAGAACCGGCCAGUCCGGAGCCGACAGGACACAAACAUCGACCACCGGCGGACGAGUCCUGUGGCAGUCCGCUCGGAAGUGCCCGAUCGUACUCGAGCCAAACGAAAGAGGGUGAUCUCGGUGGGUUAGGAGGAUAUCCUUUGUCCGGUUCACCCCACGAUAGUGUGGGAUCCUCGCGUAGCCCCGAAAACCUCUCCCACGGUCCUUCCGGUUCGGCCAACGCGUGUCAUCCCCAAUCGUCGAACUCCGGAAUCGUCGCCGGCUCGUCCGGAAGUGCGGCUUCAUUUGCACUUUCCGUCGGGCAGCAAUUGGCAGCGCAUCAACAGCACCAUCAUCACCAGCAUCAGCAACAUCUUCAGCAACACCCGCUGCAUCACCAGCUUCACCCGCAUCACCCACACCAUAACAACAACAACAACAACAUGGAUCAUAAGUUACAGUUGAGCUUCCUGGGUCCGCCACUGGCGGCGCUGCACUCCAUGACGGAGAUGAAAGCGGCUCAACACCAGCAGCACCAACACUCACACGCCCCCACAGGACAACAACCCCCGGGAUCGGGUCCUCACACCACCACGCAUCCUGGCAGCCCCGAUCGACUCUCGCAAACGGCCGUUUCACAGUCACCGGCGGUCAGCAACCCACACGGAAUUGACACAAUCCUUUCCCGACCACCGCCAGUUACCACCGCUCAAUUGAAUGCCUUAGGAGGAGGAAUGCCCCGUUUUACAGCGGCCGUAGCUGCGGCAGCCAACAUGGCGCAAUAUCUGUCCCAGAACCACGCCAACGGUCCUAUGAAGGCUCACGCAGGGCCACUCGUCGACCGGACGCACCUUUACUGGCCCGGACUGCAGGGUCUCGUGGCCAAUCCGAUGGCGUGGCGUGACCGACUCGGUUCCACAAUGUCCGCCAGCCUGUCCCAGUCACACCACGGCCAGGAUAAGGACGGCAAGAAGAAACACACCCGGCCAACGUUCAGCGGUCAGCAGAUAUUUGCCCUCGAGAAGACGUUCGAGCAGACGAAGUACUUGGCCGGUCCGGAGCGGGCCAAGCUGGCGUACGCCCUCGGCAUGACCGAGUCACAAGUGAAGGUGUGGUUCCAGAAUCGUCGUACGAAGUGGCGCAAAAAGCACGCGGCCGAAAUGGCAACGGCCAAGCGAAAACAGGAGGAACUCGGCGAUGGUGACGGGGACUGCAGCGAACCGAUGGACUCCGACUCCGAGAGCCUCGAUCUAGUCGACACCGGAAGCAGCCAACGGAAGCGCUGCCGAAUGGAGGACGAAAUGCGCCAUUAG